Fopius arisanus is the source of this 4312-nucleotide messenger RNA. RefSeq names its product chromator (gene Chro). The record is from RefSeq and is a predicted model, not a curated record. NCBI's taxonomy places the organism in Eukaryota, Metazoa, Arthropoda, Insecta, Hymenoptera, Braconidae.
AUUGAGUGCCAUCUUGGAUUGAGUGCGAGGCAUCCGCGGCUUUUUUUGCGGUCUUACCUGGCAUUUGUUAAUUAGUCCCAUUGUUGAUUAAUCCGUAUUGUUGGUGGAGACUGUUUGUGUGGUGAUGCAUUUCCAGGGGAUAAUCAGUCGUUCCAUCUGUGACACCAGGCCCCGGCCAGUUUACUAACCCUUUUCAAACCUUAAACCACGUCUCCAGGGAUUUUGAAUAGAACUGUCUGCAUUGUUGAAUCAUCAGGAGGCACUCUGAGAGGAACUGGUCAAGAUGGAGGGCGACGAUGGCCCCGUGGUCAUCAACAACAAUCCUAGUGUGAUCAAAGCUGCUCAGGAAGAGAUGGGUCGCCUGGACGUGCUGGUGUGUGGCCAGUGUCACUCUGUGUUCCACUUCAUCGAGGAGUUCCAGGAGCACAGGUCAAAAGAGGGUGCUUGUUCAAAGACCUCGCACUUCCGUGAUAAUGGUAAUAACGAGCAGAAGGCACAGGUGUGGGCAUUCCUUUUGUGGAAGGACUCGCAGAUCCAGCAGGAGGGACAGGACAGAGACUCCGCCAACUCGUGGAAGUUGUACCAGAAGUGGUGCAAAAUGGAAGCGAACAUUCGUGAGUCAUGGGUGACAGCGGGCAAGACAAUUCAGAAUUUCACGAGAAUCAGUAACGCAAAGAUGCAGGAGGCACCACGUCAGGGUGCUGAGGGUGUAAAAUCCACAGUUGUCGUGAGAAAAGUCAUCAGAAAUGGUCAACCAGAGGACAACGACGCGAAGAAAUCACCAAAGGUGGAGUCAAAGCCCGACGCGCAGCCCCAGGUAAUCCAGGACCCGAAGAAGCCAUCGCAACGCCCCAAGACCUUCGUCAAACCCAAGACGAAGCCAGGGAAGAGUCCUGGUGAAGAGGAGGAGGAGAAUCAGGAGGAAUUCUCAGUCGAGAAGAUAAUGGCGAAGCGAUUCAACACGAAGAAGAAGUGCGCGGAAUUUUUACUCAAGUGGGAGGGCUACAGCACAGAGCACAACUCCUGGGAAUCAGCAGAGGUAGUGAACACGUGUAAGUACCUCCUGGAGGAAUUCGAGAGAAAUCUUGCGAAGCAGAAGGAGCUGAAGGAGCUCAAGGCCCAGCAGCAGCUGCAGCUGCAGCAGCAACAGCAGCACCAGGGUGUCACUAAAGUCGUCAGCAGGCCAGUAAUUCAGAAGACACUGAUAAAACAGGAGGUGAGUAAACCUGGGCCCAGUACAGCAGCCCAAACAGUCAGGCCAAUGCGAUCCAGCAAAUCCAAGGCAAUGGAUCAGGUGAAGCAGUGGUGUGGCACAAUGAAGGAUGAGGAGAGUGAUAUACUUGGUAAAAGGAGAAUGGAGUCGACGGAUUCCGACUCUGAGGAUGCAACAGCACCGAAGAGGGCGAAGGGUGACACUGGGAGUGAUGAGGAUUGGACUGGUGAGUCUGAGGAGGAAAGACUCAUGGGGAGGAGUGAUGUGAUACAGAGGGCAUUCAACAGGGCGAAUGCACAGUCAAAUGGCUCGAAUAAAACUGUUGCAUCUGAGGUGACAGCCCAGACACCAGUCCUCGUGGCAAAUGCCAAGGGUGUCGUCAAGGUUGAUCCCAAGCAGAUGGGAGAUUUGUCCUCUGGGGUUUACGUAUUGUCCAGGAAGGAGGGAAUUAUUAAAUUGGACUCAUCACCCAGUGGUAAGAUAUCGGUUAAGGGUGCACCUGGGGGUCAGGGUGUCCUCAUGGUGCAGAAUCGAGAGGGUGGGACUGUUGUCAGGAAGCAGGUGCUAUCAGCUGCUCAGGCUAAUUCAAUAACACCUGUUAAGGUUGUGUCUAAGGCUGAUGGUAGUCAGGUUGUUACACAGAUGAAAGUCAUAUCGAAGGCAGUGACACCGAAACCCAGGACUCCAGUGUCAGCCAAGAUUGAGCCUGUGAAAAUCCAGCCGAAGCCAGAUCCCACGCAAAUCCAGCCAAUUCAUCUGGUGACAACUGUCCAGCAGCCGAGGAUAACAGCGACACCACCAGUGCGUCCUCAUCUGGUGAAUCAAGUGCAGAAGACGCAGGACUCACGUCCUCUCCUCCCGAGGCCGACGAUUCGACAGGCAACGCCCACCAGUGUUCUCGGUGUCACUCAGGUGAGGACGCCAGUCAGGGCACCUGCACCCAAGGCUUCACCUCAACCCCAGCCACGUCAGACCAUCACCAAACGAAUAAUUACCACGUCAUCGUCACCCCAGAGCCCCCAGAUCCGAGCAAAAUACACGGUUAUGACGCAAUCUGGUCCGGUGGUGAAGACUCUGCCAUCGGUGUCACCGAAGGUAUCACCGAAACCAGUUGCCAAGCCCCAGAGUCUUCUCUCACCCCAGCAAAAGCUAUUCAUGGCUAAACGAAAAGCUCAGGAAGCUGCUGGUGUCGUUGGUACGACAAAAUCACCAGUUCGCACUGUUGUGGCGUCACAGAGUAAACAAAUUCCAAAGGGCAGGGGUAAACCACCAGCUGUUCAGACGACUAUUAAACCCAAGGAGACUAAAAUCGUCGAGAGUGAUGGAUUGCACAUGGAGUUCCAGGAGGUGGGAUCGGAGGACAGCAGUGAGGAGCACGAGGCACCAGCACCUGAGGCUGAUGCUGGUGGACAUCAAGUGGGACCUGAAAGCCCAAGACCAUUCACACUCUGUCCACUUACUGGUAGAAUUAUUGGGCCCGAUGGUGAGCCUAUGGAGACUGGUGAUGGGCCUGAGCCUGAGCCUGUCAGUUUAACAACAGCUGCUGGACUUCAGGCUGUUGUUACACCGGUUACAGCAGCUGGUAAUUUACCUGGUGAUUCGGCUGUUGGUGUUGCUGGUACACCAACGACGACUGAAUUGAUUUUACCCACGCUGGAGUCACUCAGUGAAGCUGGUGGUGUGAUGAGGGUUGAGAUGAGCCCUGGAGGCACCACUGGGACUAUUGUCCAGGGUGAGCCUGGGAUCAGUCUAGCUGGGGUAUCUGGCGGCAAUGAUCUGCCGUGUCUUGAUGACACUGUCACGACUGCUGUCAGUACUAAUGUCUCGACUGUUACAACAUCGGCUGGUGGACAAGUGAUGGGACAGGCUGAUCCUAAUGUACCAACGACUUCUGUUGUCUCUUCGGCACCUGGUGAAAUAACACCUGAUGUCAAGGACGAGGAGAGGAGGGUCGAGGAUCAGGGGAAUCUUGUUACUAUCACUGGUGAGGAUGGUGUUGUUUAUCAAGUUGCUGGACAUGCUGAGGAUGGACAGACGUUGCUCGUUACUCGUGCUGCUGAUGGUGAGCAGCAGUGCGUUUAUGUCACCACUGAUCAGCAGGGAGAGGAUGGAUCCGUUUUGACACUCGAUCAUGCUGUCGCUGAGGCUGUUGCUCAGCUCAUUCCUGAUCAGGUUAAUUUGACACCCCAAUUUUACGUCAAGGAGGGAGAGGAAAAUACUGGAGAUAAUCAGAUGGUGAUGAGCAUCAUGGAGGGAAAUGCUACACAGAGUCAGGAAGAUCCUGAUGGACAGGCACAGGUCGUUGCUCAGGUCGUGCAGGCUGAUGAUCCUACCCCAGGAGGCACGAGACGAGUCGUCCUUCUGCUUCCUGAUGGCAACCUGAUGAUGACAGAAGUCGACGAGGAGCAGUACGCAGCCCUGGAGUUGGAUAAAUGAGUGGAAUAGUGUCAGAUCGAUGUGUAACUCCCAAACCUCGAGAAUAAUGAAGAAACAAGAAAUGUUGUUGAUGUAUAUAUGUAAGAAUGUUUGAACCUCGUGGCCCGAGGAAGACAGAGGCCCUGGUGAAGCUUCAGCUCCAGGGUAUCUUCAUCGAGACUGUGCAGGUACAAAAAUUAAAAAAAAAAACCCACCAACACCUGAUCAAUUGACGAGGGUGAACAGACAUCUGAAUAAAUCCCCCACAGAAUUAAUGAUGAUAAAUAAUUAAUCUAGGGAAUAGAUUGAAAAACGUACUCUAGACGUUUAUGUUUCAGUGUAUAAGAUAAAACUAUUAUUUCUUGCGUUUUAAUUUUUACUGAAUAGUCUUUAUCAACAUUUAAAUAUAGAAUUCAUCACUGAGAAUGAGGGAAGUGGUAUUUAAAUUUGGGAAAUGGUAUGAAACCAACGAUUUUGAUUGCCUAUCGGUAAUCACCCUCUCCUCUGUUUAUUAAGGAAUCAAAUAAGACGAUAAGUGUAGGUACUCGAUUAAUCAAUCUCUUCUUUUUUUUCGAAUUGAUGAUGAGAAAUUAAACAAGUGAGUGAGUCUGUGAGAGGUUCUGUGUGUGAGAAGUCUAAGCUAAAUGAUGUACGAGUAUAAUAAAUGCAUUCUUACACGGAUAA